UAUAAGUCAGAAACCGCGACGUUGAGCUCACAGAGCAGAGCUGUGCGCAGAGGGAGGGGGGGCUGCAUGAGAACACAAGAGCAGAUCUAAACAAAACUCACAACAACAACAACAAAAAAUUAAAUCAACACAGCAGUACAAUAGGAGUCAGAGCCCCUGCCAUGCAUGCGUUUAGGAUCUGGGUUGUGCUCUGUGCGCUCAGCGCUGCCGGUUCGUCUUCAUGCGUGAACGAGGCUGAGGACGAUGAGGACUACGGCAACGAGAUUUCUCUGGACCAGCAGCAGCAGGAGUCUCCAAACUCUGACCUCUCCCACUGGGACAAGCUCUUCGUCGCUCUGGAGGAUUCCCACAUGAGGCAGAACAUGCUGCUGGAGUCGGCGGAGCGGUGCUGCGUCGGACCGGCGUCUCUGAGGAGCCAGCUGGACAAGCUCCUCCGGGCGGCGUCGCAGCAGAGCUCGCCCGGCCUGGAGUCAGCGUGCAGGGCGCAGGUGGAGCGGGAGGCUCUCGGGCUGCACCGCGGCCUGGCGGAGCUCCGCCGGGACGGAGCCGAGAUGGAGAGGAGAAUGAACGACACCUUGCAGGCGAUCCUGCGCGGCAGACGCGAGGAUGAGGCUCGACUGAGUCGCCUCGAGGAGGCCGCGUCAGGAAGCGGCGGCGGCGGACACCAACAGACUCAGAGGCCUGGAGGUCCGGGCAGAGCGUUUAGCUCGGGGUUGAACUCAGUCCCGUCCGAGCUGGAGGAGCAGGAUUUGUCCUCGCAGGUGGACCUGGACAUGAUAAGAGGCUCUCUGGUCGUCAUAGCGAGAGACGUGCAGAGGCUUUACCUGCAGCUGAGCACCGUGAUCGAGCAGGCGGGAACUCUGAGGAAGGGCAGAGGAGACACAUGAACUGGCUGCAAAACAACAACAUGCACAGCAAAAAAAACAAAAAAAAAACAAAACUGACUUACUUUUGUUACAUAUGAGCUUGUAUUUCUCUGCCGAGUAGCUACAACUCUAAUGCGCCAUUAAGAAUCUUGUGGGUUUGCUAUAAUGAAUUAAGAACUUUUUUUUUUUAAAUCAAUUUAUCAAUUAAAAAGUAAAUCGCCCUCGUGGAAAAUGUUUCCUCCCUUCUUCCAGUCUAAUUUCCCACAGCAGCUCACGUCAUUGCGUCUUCACGCGUCUGAUUGUAGCGUUUGUUUUUGUCGUGUUGGCCGCUGAUUCCCUCAACCACCGCAAAGGCAAGUAGGAGAGCAGAGCCAUCUGGAGGUUUUGGUUCUGGGUGUAAUUUAAGGCGUGUUUGUCCAGCUCGUUAGUUGCUUUAAUGCAAAAGAGGCCUCGGCUUGCAGCACUCAGUGUUUAUGAGUUACACACCCUCCUCCGGCCCCACACUAGUACACACACACACACACACACACACACACACACACACGCACGCACACGCACCCAUGCCUGCUGGCUUGUUUAUUGAAACCAAAGUCAGGUUUCUGGAGGCACUUUCCUCAUAUGUUUUGUUCUGUUUUGUCUCCUGUCACUGGAUCAGUCUUUUUUUUUUUGUUAUUAUGUAUUAAAAACAUCAAAAUGUGUUUUGAUU
Molecule: messenger RNA, 1572 nt
Organism: Poeciliopsis prolifica (blackstripe livebearer)
Lineage: Eukaryota; Metazoa; Chordata; Actinopteri; Cyprinodontiformes; Poeciliidae
Exons: 2
Coding region: 162-887 (241 amino acids)
Biological process (GO): innate immune response
Molecular function (GO): complement component C1q complex binding
Source: RefSeq, a predicted model, not a curated record